CAGCUUGCACACGCCCUCUAUUGAUGAUUGUUGUACUUUUUUAUUUCAUAAAGUUUUCACAGAUUUUGAUUAUCAAUUUGUCCGAGCUGUGGUGUUUAUCAGCUAAGGAAACACGUCUAUCGUAUAUUACGCAUUACAUCUUCACGAGAAAAUGUCUGAAGUUCCCGAAAAUGCCCCAGAACAUUGUCCUGGUACCGGGAGUGAAGAUGCUGGUAAAGCAUCAGCCUGUCAAGGAUGCCCCAAUCAAGAUGUAUGCAGCAGCGCGAAACCAACCCUCGACCCAGCUGUUGCUGAGAUCAAGGAGAGAAUGUCUUCUGUGAAACAUAAACUGCUGGUCCUGUCUGGAAAAGGUGGAGUGGGCAAAAGUACGUUCACCUCUCACCUGGCUAGAGGGAUGGCAAGAGAUGAAAACACACAGGUUGCAGUGUUAGAUAUUGAUAUCUGCGGUCCUUCUAUCCCUAGAAUCAUGGGAUUGAAUAACGAACAGGUGCAUCAGAGUGGUUCAGGAUGGUCCCCAGUGUAUGUAGAUGACAAUCUUGGUGUGAUGUCUGUUGGUUUCUUGCUGAACAGUCCCAAUGAUGCAGUGAUUUGGAGGGGACCCAAGAAAAAUGGUUUGAUCAAGCAAUUCUUACGAGAUGUAGACUGGGGUGAUAUUGAUUACUUGGUGGUAGACACGCCUCCCGGUACAUCGGAUGAGCAUCUUUCUAUCGUCCAGUACUUGAAGGGAGCCGGGGUGGACGGAGCUGUCAUUAUCACCACACCCCAGGAAGUCUCAUUGAUGGAUGUGAGGAAAGAGAUCAGUUUCUGUCGCAAAGUUCAGGUGCCUAUCAUUGGAGUGGUGGAGAAUAUGAGUGGCUUUGUCUGCCCAAAUUGCAAGAAUGAAUCCCAAAUAUUUCCUCCUACAACCGGAGGAGCUUCGAAGAUGUGUGAGGAUCUCAAAAUUCCAUUCCUUGGGAAACUACCUCUGGAUCCAAGAAUAGGAAAAUGCUGUGAUGAAGGAAAUUCAUUUUUUGAUGAGGUACCAGAUUCACCUGCCACUCAAGCCUAUCUGGAGAUAAUUGAAAGAGUGAAGUCAUACUGUCAAAAGGAAGAGACGAUAAUGGAUUGUACAUGAUGGAGGGAAGAACGAACUACACAUAUGUGAAAUUCUCCAUGGGAAAUUUAAUACAAUGGACUAUGACUGUGGACUAUGAUAUUGAAUCAAGUGAUUACGUCGUGAAUAUUCAACAUCAUCAUGAAUAUUAAUCAAAGGAACCCUCUGCUGAGAGGCGAUUUUGUGAUUUUUCCAGAUGAUCAUAUUAGUGUACUGGCUUUCAAUGACUGCUUUAGAAUGUGAAAUAAAUUUGCGUUAUCUUGAGGAAUUUUGCUCACUAUUCAUGGGCCUAUCCUUCUCGCCUUCUCCAAAAUCGAUUUACAUACAAGACAGAUUUAGUGAUAUAUUGAAAUUGCAGGGGAUUCUAGCUAAUGACAAAUCAUCGGUAAGCUUUUGAGGGUUACACCAUUUAAUUCUUUCGAAGGUAAGGGCCCUGGUAUGGGCUGUGAGCUCCGCUAUGAUGAUCUCAUAGUUCCCAGCAUUUUUAUUAGUAUGCUCUGAUCAUUUUCAGGAGAAUGAACGAUACUCCACUCAAAAUCAAGUUUCUUUGCAAUUUUAGAAAAUGUUUUGUAACGUCUGUGGAAUCAACAAUUCCUGUUGGCCAGACUAAGUAAGUUUUAAGUUCCCAUUAGGCUUCUCCAACAAUGUGUAUAAACAGUACAAGUGUAACUAAAUUGUCCACAUUUAUUUGCUCAUUCAAAGUAUUACAGUUAUCAUCUGUUCAGAGUCUAUUAUUGGAAUAUUUAUUUUAAACUAAGGUACUAUGUGUAGAGAACAAUUAUAAGGAGAGAUUCACAAUUAGUGUAACCAAUUCACCUUGCAAACAUUUUUUUUUUUUAAACUAACAGACAGGCCUGCUAUCAUUUUUAAUAAACUGUCAGUGUGUUUUUUCCAUUCCAUUCUCUUCCUCUGUCUCCCAAGUAUCUUCUUCUUUCUCUCUUAACUUUUUGUUUUGUUUGCAUCUUUAUUUUCUGUUCUCCCUUCCAUUUUACCCCCUCCCUUGUAACCUAUAAAGUGCUGGGAAAAUGUUGCCCUCUGUAUCUGUAUUAAAGAUCAGUACAUACUACUAAUCACCAUGAGAUCAUUUUUUAUUUGCAUAUUUUACACGAGGUGAAAACUAGGUCAGCAAUUAGGAUGCUUUGGUAUGGAUCUUUUUUUUUCUCCAUCCAAUCGAAUCAAAGAUUAGUAUGUAAAAAUAUAACAUGAAUGAACUGAAGGAGUUUAACUUCAAAACUUGUUCUUGUUGUGAACAUUAAAUAAAGAAAUAUUUAUGUAUACUAAUCAUUGCUCUGUUUGUGUACCAUAUGAGCUACUUACACUAGUAUAGGAGUUGUAAAACUUAUAAGUUCAUACGAUGCAUUUUGAUGCGUUUCAGACCAAGGUUUGUCUGAGCCUUGGUCCAAAAUGCGUCAUAUGAUGCACAUAAACCUAGGCUUGUCGACAAACCUCCAUUGUGAAUUUGGGCUCUUAUGUUUAUCACUGUUUGUUAUGAUUCUAUUCUGGACAGAGAGACAAGAAAUUGCAUCUCCAACGAGUAGAUGGUUUCAUAAGUUAAACGCUUUAUUCUCGUAAAAUAUAUAGCAUACAUACCAAUGCAACGGUAAAACAGGAAUGGUUGAUUGAUUACAUACUGCACAUUUCAAUUAAAAACAUAUGAGACAAUGUCAAUAGACAAAAAAUAACUGUAAUGGAAAAUAUGAAGCUCUUUUCACUUUGGUACUAAUUUAUUUUUCAUUUUGUGUAUAUUCUAUUAUUUGCUGUGGAUAUUACUGCAGAAAGAGUUAGUUUUAUAAUUUAAUUCCAUCUUCUUUUUAGAAUAAAAAAAUUGAAAAUGGCUCUACAAUUCGUCUGAAUUUCAAAAAUCCUAAAUAACAGUUAUCAACAAAGUAAAGUAUGCUUGUACUCGCCAGUAAAAUUGAUUAUGUACAUGAACAGCAUGUUAAAAAGGUUUUGAUAAGGUGUUUAAUUUUCCCUCAAACACACCAAUAUUCUUAGGUUGUGAGAAUUCAUACAAAUGUAAAUUAUCUCUUCUCCCCUAAAUCAAUUCUUCUUCUGGAUAUAAUAAUAUACCAGUGCUAUUCAUUCAACUUAGGUUGUGUGAAUUCAUACAAAUGUAAAUUCUCUCUUCUCCCCUAAAUCAUUCUUCUUCUGGAUAUAGUGAUAUAUCAGCGCCAUUUAUAAAACAAAAAUACCUGUAUAAUAAAGGAAUAAUAAACUAUUGUGUGAAAUGUAGCAUCAAUGGCCAUCUGCUCUUUUGACUCUCUUUUGGAGCUUUUAGGUCCAUAUAAAUUUACUGAAGAACGCCAUUAUCAGAGAAAAAUUCAAAAAAUAUUCAACUUGAAACAUAUUCAACAGACAAUCAAGUAUAUUAUUUCUCGCAUACUUACACAGCCCAAAAGAUUUUGCAGCAAAUUUUCUUUUAAUCUUUUUUUCACAUAAUAAUUUAUAUAUUACUGUUGAAAUCAAAGUAAUCAGUUGUACUUGUACUGUAAACACUUUACAAUAAAUUGCAUGUAAAAUCACAUGGCAGCUCAACAGCAAACAAAUGACCACAACUAAAUGUUAUCCAAGCACAGUAUGAAUACUUCUACUCAUGCCAAAAUUUUAUGAAGUAAAGCAUCGACGGGUGUUAAAACUAUCAAAAGUAAUUAAAUGAACAAAAUUCAAUAACCUUCAAGGUCAAAUUCAAAUUUUGAUUAAUGAACACUGGCAUUUGGUGACAAGAUGUUCUCACAAUGUAAAUACAGAACUAGAGUAAGAUGAAAAGCAUACGAUUUUAGAAACUAUUUUAAAUCAGCUUAAGAUUAAUUUAGAUUAAUUACAAUAUGAAUAAUCACAAGCAUGGAUCCUUGAGUUUAAAGGGUAGUCCUGUUUUAAACUUUCAAGUUUAGAAGAAGUGGUUAGAUAAACGGUGUUUCUCAUACGAAAC
This is a messenger RNA of Strongylocentrotus purpuratus (purple sea urchin), 4022 nucleotides long. It is a transcript of the gene nubp1, whose product is annotated as cytosolic Fe-S cluster assembly factor nubp1-B. NCBI's taxonomy places the organism in Eukaryota, Metazoa, Echinodermata, Echinoidea, Camarodonta, Strongylocentrotidae. Gene Ontology annotation, cellular component: cytosol. The coding region runs from base 152 to 1114 and encodes 320 amino acids. Gene Ontology annotation, biological process: iron-sulfur cluster assembly. The transcript is spliced from 10 exons. The record is from RefSeq and is a predicted model, not a curated record. Gene Ontology annotation, molecular function: 4 iron, 4 sulfur cluster binding; ATP-dependent FeS chaperone activity; ATP binding.